Molecule: messenger RNA, 2439 nt
Organism: Yarrowia lipolytica CLIB122
Lineage: Eukaryota; Fungi; Ascomycota; Dipodascomycetes; Dipodascales
Cellular component (GO): nucleus
Molecular function (GO): nucleic acid binding
Source: RefSeq, a predicted model, not a curated record
AUGCCCACUGGAUACCAUAACUUUUGCGACGACGAAUUGGACGAGUCCAUCAACUUCAACUACAACCGCAAGCCGUCACAGCCCAAAGAUUAUGACGAUGAUUCGAGGACGUCUGGACGCACCACGCCCAAACGAGCCCGUGGAGGCCGGGGACGUGGAUCCGGCGACCGAGGAGGUCGCGGCGGAUCACGUGGACGAGGUGGAAACGGCGGAUCGAGUCGAGGAGGUAAAAAGAAUGGCUGGAGAGACGAGAAACCGUCGCUGCUGAGCUCCAUUCUAAACUCUCGACAACACGCGUCGGAGAACCGAGAACACAUGUUCAACAAGUCGCUUCGGGGCGCCGAGUUCAUCACGUUCAUCAAAUCUGCCGAGGUCUAUGAUCCGUCCAAAUUGCUCAAGGAUGUCGGUGUUACAGUCGAGGAGGCCAACGUGGUCAAUGAGGUGGAAGAUAUCCAUAUUAUUGUGCCCGAGGUGAUUCCUGAAGUGCAAGACGUGACCGGUGCAGAUGCUCAACUCGAGGAUCAAGAAUCUGAAGAUGAGGAAGUUGUGACUACCAUCACCGAGACUUAUGCAGAUGAUGGAGAUAACCAAGAAGACGACGACGACGAAAUGCUUGUUGACGGGAACGGACAGUUGGUUGACGAUUACGACGAUGACGAAGAUGACGACGACGAAGACGACGAAAUUGACGAGGAGGUUGAUGACGAUCUGAUUGCCGACGAAAACGCCGUCGACGUGUCUACCCUGCAGGACGCCAUAAACGAGGUUGCCAACGAUACCAUCAACGACGAUCGGAAGGAAGAAGACCCCAGUGAGGGCUCCGAGGCUGACGACGAAGAAGAUGAAGCAGCUGAGUUUGUCAUGGAUACAGAAGGAGACCCCGAUAUGGUGGACAUGGAGUUUAUGGAGACGGAUUUCGCGUACCUCAACAAGAAGAAGCGGGCCGAAAAGUCGCGUACUCCCCUGACCAGCUCCACAGCCGUCAUAAGUGAUCGACCCGUCGCUUCCGUUUCUGCAGACACAACUCUUGUGGGGUCUGUCGCCUCCAAGAAACGACACAAUGCCGAUCCUCGAGCAGUGGAUAUUCCCGAGUACAACUCCGACAUUGAUCCGGAGGUGCUCAAGGACUACAUCGAGAGUAUCAAGAACGAAGAUGAGGGCUCCGAUGCUGAGAACAUUGAUUGGAUCCGAUCUGCUCUGGGCACUCAGCUUGGAGGAACUGAGCAAUAUUAUGUUGACAGCGACGACUCUGAAAAUGACGACUUUGACGAUGAUGACGAGGAUGACGAGGAGGAGUACGAGUGGCCCGAAAAUGGUACAGUCGGGUGCAUCAGAAACAUUGUUGCUACUCGAGCAGCCUCGCAGGGCUACCAGUUUAUGGUUGAACACACUCUGGACGCUGAUAUGGAGGAGUGGUGGAACGAGGAUCUCAUUCGAGACUCGGUGGCAGAGCAUCUUGGUGUUUCUGUCUCUGAGCUCCCCGAUGAGGCGUACAGAUGGUAUGUGACUCGUCUUGGAGGCGAUAUCGAGGAUCCUGAUCUGUCUGAGGAAGGAAUCAAUUACAGCGACUACUAUGACGAUUCCGACGAAGAUGAAAAGGCACGAGAAGCGUCUGAAAUGGACUCGCUCAUCCAGAGUUUGAUUGACGACGAGGUGGACGACCGAAAGGCGCUCAUGGACCACGGAUACACUCCCCCCAUGACCAAGUCUCGUGGCAAGAACCAGGUGCCAAACUUUGGCGUCAACGAUCCCGAGCUGCAGGCUCAGCUGGAAAAGCACUGGGUCAAUUCCCGAGCUGCCAAACGAGCCAAGCGAGAACAGCGACAGGCUAUGCGAAAGCAGGGUAUGUUCACCAAGGAAUUCAAGCAGGGAGGUAUCAUCCCCUUGCAUGCCAAGUACCCUAUUUUGAUGACUGUUGAGGAGGCCCGCAAGGAAAUUGAGAUAUUCAUCAACGCUCCUAACAAGCCCAUGGUUCUGGAUUUCCCGCCCAUGGGAGCCGAGUUCCGAAGCGUGCUUAAAAAGCUGUCUGCAUGCUACCACUUGAAGCCUGAUAUUCACGGCGUUCAGAAGAGCAAGCAUGUCAGCAUGCUGAGAACCUCCCGAACGUCGUGCCACAACAACAAUUACAUCCAAAAGUUUCACGAUAAGUUCCCCAAGAAGUUCAAGCUGGUGAUCCGAAACGCAAAGUACUCAACCGAGCAGUACCUGUAUGAGACCAAGCACCAGAAGGGCUCCAAGCGGUCAGCUGUCCGUGUUCAUAACCGAGAAGGUGAGAUUGUGGGUCAUGAGGCUCCUGCCAUUGACGAUUCCAACAUUGGACGUCUGCUUCUUCAGAAGAUGGGCUGGACCACGGGCGAGGGUCUCGGUGCUCAGAGCAGAGGUAUUUCUGAGCCCAUCAUUGCCAAGGUCAAGAUCAGCAAGCGGGGUAUUGGAGCUUAG